Hippopotamus amphibius kiboko is the source of this 6919-nucleotide messenger RNA. It is a transcript of the gene FBXL3, whose product is annotated as F-box and leucine rich repeat protein 3. Gene Ontology annotation, molecular function: protein binding. Gene Ontology annotation, biological process: regulation of cell cycle; SCF-dependent proteasomal ubiquitin-dependent protein catabolic process; G2/M transition of mitotic cell cycle. Lineage: Eukaryota; Metazoa; Chordata; Mammalia; Artiodactyla; Hippopotamidae. Gene Ontology annotation, cellular component: SCF ubiquitin ligase complex; cytosol; nucleus. The transcript is spliced from 4 exons. The coding region runs from base 3689 to 5044 and encodes 451 amino acids. The record is from RefSeq and is a predicted model, not a curated record.
GUCAGGGAAAGCCAAUCCGUGGAGGGGACGCGGGAGGAGGGGACGCCCCGGCCGCCCCGCGCGCAGCCAAGUGGAAAACUUGGUCACCUUGUGAUGAGCGGCUGCGCGCCUGCUUUGAGCGAGGGCACCCCUUUCAGGUCGGGUUGCGGACAGGCAUCAGGAGACAGCCCGCAUCACCAAGCGAAGAGAUGAGCUAUUUUGUUGCUGAUCAUGUCCAAUCGAAUGGCCCGGAUCUUUUAAUUAGUCUUUUUGCUUCCACUCCUGAAAUCGUUGUAAAAAUGCCAUCAGCUCCCAGGAUCUACAAAUGAUCGCUGAACAAAUUUUCACCACCACACUCUCUUGAUACCAUCUACUUCAGAGAGUUAAUCUCUCUGCACUGUUUUAGUCUUGUAUUCCAGCCAGAGAAUGCAUAUUAAUUGUGAUAUUAGUCAAAGCAGAACAUAAAUGGAAAGGAAAUGCGAUGCCAAAACAGGCUUUUUCGAGCUAAAUACAAAUGGGCUUUUAAAAUUACUUCCAGGGCAAUGUACUAAAAAUACAGUGAGGGGCACACAGCUAAGUGUGCUCUUCCGCUCUUCUUGUACUGAAUAAGUUGACUGCUCUUUUCAGAGUGUAUGGAAAUGUGAAGAGUUAAUUCCAUAACUCCCUGUGCUGCUCAGCCAGGCUGGAGUCUCUCCUCAUUAGUCUGCUUUUUGAUGCUUUGCAGUAGUAUCAGUUCCUCACCAAAUGCUUUUAGUGGCCUAAGUUGCAUCAAUUAUUUGGGGCCUGGAAAAGUUGCAGUUUGAAGUGAACUGCCGGAGUCAUGAAGAGGCCUAGUUUGGGUGUGCUACAAAAUCUAAGAGACUUUGAUCAGCCAGCUUCUCCUCUGCACUCCUGUUCAAGUGUGAGAGGGGUUUUCACUUGGACUACAAGUGAGAGAUAAAUACUCCGUUGAAGUAAAUUCUUUGCAGACCGGUGGAUGCUCUAAAUUGUUUAACUUUCUAUAUAGCAGAGCUUCAUGUGUAAAUAGGUUUAAUAAAAUAUUUUUGAAAGCAGUGUAAAGUUUUACAUUAAUAAAUGAGAUCAUUGUGGGGAAAAAUUGACAUUAAAAUUUUUUCUUAGGUGCCCACUAUGAUCUCAUAUUUUGAGGAUACUAGAGACAUUUGUAUUGGCAUUUGUAUUUGGUCUUACGUUUUUGUUUCUAUUGCUUAAUAUACUGUAAUUCUGACAUUGCAGUCAUUUAUGACAAUUUACAGACUUUAGUUCAGCUAGUCAUAGACUAGUAAGUGCUUAAAAUAUACUUUGGUGAUCAUAUAGUCUUAUAUAUCUAGACCAAGAGAUGCUGUUCCUCAGUGUUGCAUACUUCUUUUUAAUAUGUCAACUUUUUUCUCCCCUCAAUUUGGAAAGGUAUUGAAAUAUACUUUAUUUAAAACAAGGCUGCAACAGACAAAAGAAGGUAUUUGUUUUUAGGAUCAGCAGAGAUAAUUGUGUAAAUAAGGUUGUCAUUUUAUUUUUGUUUGUGUGUCCAUAUACUUUAAAGUAAAGUGAAUCAUUCUGUCUUUAAGUUGAACAGUUCUGGUUUGAGAAGACUUUUCUCCAGAAAUAGAUCAUCAUUGUAUAAUAAGGAGUGGAAAUUAUAAAGGCAACUUUAUUCUUUUUUGAAUUUCUGUAUCUCAAAGUUCUGAGUAAUUUUAAGUAGUCAGAAAUUAUAAGCCCUGGGUAGCAAACUCUUUGUUCUUUGACCCAAAUUUUAUAUGCUAAAAUUAAAGUAAACCUUCAGGAGAAGUUAAAGCAGAAAAAUGGGUCAUAACAGUGUUAUCUCAACCUCUAGUGAGACAUUAUUCCUAGGAGAGACUUUUAUUUUAAUAUUGAAGAUGACAUUGUAGAUUAUACUACCUUUUCUCUAAACACAUUUAAAAAAUUUAUUCUUAGGUUCACUUGUAAGUUUUAGUCUUCCAUAAAACAACCCUCUUGCUAUCACCUUUGUUAUUCAGGUUUUCUCCCUUCCUCUCGACCCGCGCAAUAGUAUAUACAUUAUUUACUUCACUUAACUUAUAGUUGGAAGUAGGAGUAAUGAGGAAUAGGCAGUUUAUUGCACAUGUACUAAGACCUCCUGGGCUGACUUUAAUGGCCUGAAAACCAGGCUCCCCUGCUGUUUUCUUCCAGCCCCUAAUCCUCCAUUAAAUUUUAGCUAGCUACUGGAUAGAGAGUCUGCAGCGGCAUAUUUGGUUAAGAGCCAUGCAUGUGUACAUUUGCCCCACACAGGAAUCAGAAUUCAAAUGUGCUGAUGUGCCAGAAGAAGGGAGUUGGAGCUACAAGCCAUCCUUUGUGGAAAAGCUGUGACUCUAAAUCCAAACCAUACCCUGCCGUAACUGCUCUCUAGAGACAAAAGUAUUGCAGGCUCUAAGCUAAAUAGGGGUACCAGUGAGCAGUCUGCAGUUACCCCCAUUUAGUUAGAGCCUGCAAUACUUAUUUUUCCAAAUAAAUCAAAAGGAGACCUUUUAUCUGAUUACAGUGUAAUUCAUUGACAUUAAAAGAAAUAUGUAAAAUAUAGGUAAGCAUAUUGACAAAAAAAAAAAAUCACCUGUAAUCCCACCACUAUUAUUAUCCCACUGUUAUUAAUAUAAUAUAUAAUCCCACUAUUAUAGUUACUAUAUUAAUGUGGUAAUCUACUUCCAGUGUGUGUUUCUCAUACAUAAGCUUGUGUUCUUACACACUCUCUCUCAUACACACUUCAUUUUAAAACAAAUCUAGGAUCUUUCUUUGCCUUCUGAUUGGUAACCUCUAUUUCUACUGUGUGUUGCACUUCGGUGUCUUUAAUACUAGAUUACUUUCCUAUACCUGAGUUCAGCAGUCAUCAAUAUCUCCUUUCAAAAGCCCUAAUUCUGUUUAAUUCCUCACAAGAACCCUGUGUGUUUCUGUUAUCCCCAUUUUACAAACUGAAACACAGGAAAGUCGUGUAAUUUGUUCAAGGCUGCGUAACCAGUGAGAAGGUGGAGCCAGGAAUUAAACCCAGGGAGCUUUAUUCCAGAACCCAUUAUACUAUUUUACAACAACAAGGAAAAAAACUAUUUUCAAAAAAUCAAAUGGAAUGAAGGUAGUCCAAAUAUAUAGGAUAAACAUUUACCUCUCAUUCAGAAAUACAACUUGGAUAAAAUAUUGUAACAGCAAGUGAUGUGUUGGAAGAAGAAGCCAUUUUCCAGACCACACUAUGUACAGUAGGGAUUAGUUUGCUCAUUUUAAGCAGAGAUUGGGUCUGGCAGUAACACAUAUCACGGGUUACUCAAUAUGGAAAGAUCUGUUGACUACUUAAUUUACACCCUCUCUGAAGGUUCCUGGGACUCUGUCUGCCGUGAAUUCAGGAACUCAAAUAUAGUAGGUAGCCUUGGAUGACUUUUAAGAAAUCUUGAGGAAGUGUCACUGUAGGUUCUCUUUUAUAUUCUUUUUAGUUGACCACAACUUUUGAAAUAUAAAUUCUUGGUUUAGUUUCAAAAUUAUGAUAAACUUCUCCCCCAAGUUAGUACAGUACAGAUAAAAAUGUUUAAAAGCACCCACCAAAGGUGUAAGAUUGUAAAACAGCAGUUGGUCUCUUCUGGCAUUUUUCAUUAUAUUUUGUUUGGCAUUCUUCUCUUUGAAUUACUGGUCCAGUUCUUCCUGCGUGUUUGUGUUUGUGUUUAUAAGCACAUGUAUAUAUACAUCUCAUGACAGAAGAAUGGAUUUUGCAUUUAUUUCUAUUGAAAAGUUAAGUAUGAAAAAAAAUGAUGCAUUUUUUCUGAAUAGGAUGAAACGAGGAGGAGAAAGAGAGAGUGACCAUAAUUCAGAAGAAGUUACUGCAGAGAAAUCCAAGAAACUGAGGACUACAAGUGAGCAUUCUCAGACUUGUGAUUGGGGUAAUCUCCUUCAGGACAUUAUUCUCCAAGUAUUUAAGUAUUUGCCUCUUCUUGACCGGGCUCAUGCUUCACAAGUUUGCCGCAACUGGAACCAGGUAUUUCACAUGCCUGACUUGUGGAGAUGUUUUGAAUUUGAACUGAAUCAGCCAGCUACAUCAUAUUUGAAAGCUACACAUCCAGAGCUGAUCAAACAGAUCAUUAAAAGACAUUCAAACCAUCUACAGUAUGUCAGCUUCAAGGUGGACAGCAGCAAAGAAUCAGCUGAAGCAGCUUGUGAUAUAUUAUCACAGCUUGUGAAUUGCUCUUUAAAAACACUUGGACUUAUUUCAACGGCUCGGCCAAGCUUUAUGGAUUUACCAAAGUCUCACUUUAUCUCUGCACUGACAGUUGUGUUUGUAAACUCCAAAUCCUUGUCCUCGCUUAAGAUAGAUGACACCCCAGUAGAUGAUCCAUCCCUCAAAGUACUAGUGGCCAACAACAGUGAUACGCUCAAGUUGCUAAAAAUGAGCAGCUGUCCUCAUGUCUCUCCAGCAGGUAUCCUUUGUGUGGCUGAUCAGUGUCAUGGCUUACGUGAACUAGCCCUGAAUUAUCACUUGUUAAGUGAUGAAUUACUGCUUGCUUUAUCUUCUGAAAAACACGUUCGAUUAGAACAUUUGCGCAUCGAUGUGGUCAGUGAGAAUCCUGGACAGACACACUUCCAUACUAUUCAGAAGAGCAGCUGGGAUGCUUUCAUCAGACAUUCACCCAAAGUGAAUUUAGUAAUGUAUUUUUUUUUAUAUGAAGAGGAAUUUGAUCCAUUCUUUCGGUAUGAAAUACCUGCCACCCAUCUUUACUUUGGGAGAUCAGUAAGCAAAGAUGUGCUUGGCCGUGUGGGAAUGACUUGCCCUAGACUAGUCGAACUAGUAGUGUGUGCUAAUGGAUUACGGCCACUUGAUGAAGAGUUAAUCCGCAUUGCAGAACGUUGCAAAAAUUUGUCGGCUAUUGGACUAGGGGAAUGCGAAGUCUCAUGUAGUGCCUUUGUUGAGUUUGUGAAGAUGUGUGGUGGCCGCCUGUCUCAGUUAUCCAUUAUGGAAGAAGUAUUAAUCCCUGACCAAGAGUAUAGUUUGGAGCAGAUUCACUGGGAAGUGUCUAAGCAUCUUGGUAGAGUGUGGUUUCCAGACAUGAUGCCCACUUGGUAAAAACCAGAUGACAGAGGGCAUGAUGAACAGCACCUUAAUUUUAAGCACGUUGUGUUAUAAUACAAGUUUAUUUCCUGUAGGUCUGAUGUAAUUCUACUGUUUUGUAGUACAGAAAUCUGGUAUCUUCAUUGAGUAUAUAAGGAUUGUUUUUUGGAAGACCCAUGGACCAGUUCUGGUCAGAAAACAUCUAUUUCUUUAGCCUGAUAGCCGUCAGGUCUCAGAAAGUUAAAACAAAAAGUGAUUCAGAUCUGAAAGUAAUAACCAGUAAUAAAGAUUAAACAUUUUACAGUCUGAAGGAAAUAAAACCUAUAUAUUGUACUAUCUAAUAAGUGAGUACUAAUAGGUUUUCCAAAAUGUUAUGUUCUCUAUGCAUUUUUUUAAAAUGUAAACUUGACAUUUUAGGGUCCUCAGUUAUACAUACACCUGUUAUAAGGUGUUUAAUAUAGCUCAGGAAAGUGAGCAUUUUGUGAGAAAAAUAUAGUUAGAUGCAUCGUAUCUAAUGAAGAAGAUUGGUUGAAUGUUCUAAAAUGUUACAAAGCUGUUUAAAGAGGUAUAUAUAAUUAAUUGGAACACUUAAAAAACUGAUGAAUGUCACACAGUGGUUAUUAUGAAAGAUAAUAAAUAGAGCCAAGAUCAAAUUAAAAGAAAAUAAGUGGAAUAGAAGGGAGGCAGUGUUUCGCUUUGUAUAAACUUUUAGGAUUGCUCUAUAAUCUGCUAAACUCUAUAAAUUCUUCUGUGUGAUAUAUUACUCUGUAUGUGGCACUUGGGGCAUCAUAUGUAAAGUAAGGAAUGCUUUACCAGCUCUUCUUGGGUUUAUCUUUGUUUAAACUAGUUUUGAAGUAUUAUACAGUAAUUGAAAUGAGAAGUUUGUCUACUUUAAAAAGCCAAAUUGAAAUAAUUAAAGGUAGAACUUUAAAAUGUUUAUAAAUUGUUUCCAUGAGAGAAUAUUUGUCUCCAGUGAAUUUUAGUGAUGGCUUAUUUUUACAUUUUGGAAUUAUAUAGUUAUGUAAGUAGAAUUUUCAAAAAUCAUAAAAGCACCAAUGUACAGUUCAGCAUAAACAGUAAAUUUGAAAGAGCAUAUAUUUAAGUUCAUAAUCAUUUUUUUGAAUACAUAUUGCUCAGUGGACUGGAAAAUUUUAAUAGAAAAAUGUCUGCAGUUUUGUGAUUGUUAAUUUGGUUAAACUGACAUUUUAUAUUUAAGUUAGGUAGCAUUUUUAUUACUUUCAUAUGAAUAAAGGUAAUCCAUACAUUGUAGAAACUGUAAAAAUAUUAAGUUUGGGGCUAUAGUUUUUUUAGGUAUUAUAUAAACUUUGAUUCUGAGCACUAGUGCUGGUAGAUAUUACCCUCCUGAGGGAAAUUAGAAGUGAUUUAUGCCUGAUGGAAUGUAUUAGUGCUUGAAACUUAGAAAGCAUCUUGGUAGAUAUGGAAGCUAAUAGUGUUAUGGGUCUAAUCUAUUUUUAAAACAGAUUACCUUCCUAAGAAUAAAGUGAAAAGGUGAUUUUCUACAUAAUUUAUGCUUUCAAAAGUGAUUCUGAGCACAUAUAAAUGAGAAGAAAAAAGGCUGAUCCAGACAUGGAAAUUAAAAGCAGUUAUUGUUAAUAUUCCUCCCUCUUACUAAACAGUAAAAAACUUUGUACAAGAAAUACCUGUGUUAGUGGAUAAAGCUUUUUUCUUUGACAACUUUGGAAAAUGGAUUUGACAGUAUGUAAUCAGCUCUACUAACCAAAGCUUUAUUUACUUUUUGUACAAAUUGAAUUAUAUAAUGCUUGAAAAACUUUGUCACUUUAUAAGCAAAAUGCAUAGCACUUAAUUUGUUUAUACUGUAAAGUAUAUGUUAAAUGCUUUUAUCAAUUUGAGAAUAAAGAUAGUUACUAA